AUGAAACACCAAGAUUACCGAUACCACCAGCUAGACGACUCCGCGGAUCAAAUACGUUUGAUCAGCAUCCUCCCGAAACAGAGUAGGAAGAGACUGUGCCUCGAGUUAGGGACCGUAUCGAUCACCGAAGUACAAGGUCAAUACGAGGCUGUAUCAUACACUUGGGGGUUUCAAUCGCCGGAGCGCAAUAUCAACAUAAAUGGCAAAACGUUGAGACUACGCGACAACAUAUGGCGCUGUUUAAAACACAUACGUGACCAUGACCUGACAAAAUCGAGACUCUGGAUCGACAGUAUUUGCAUCAAUCAGCAUGAUGAUUACGAGAAGAGCCAGCAGGUUGCAAAAAUGGGCCGAAUCUUCACACGUGCAUCCCGGGUUCUGAUCUGGCUUGGGUCAACAAGUCUGCAGACAUAUCUUCCCCCUUCAGCAUCUGACUCUUCAGACGAUAGAAUCGAAAAACUCCCUCCACAUGAUUUUGAUGCCUGGCUCAACUUCCUAGGCCGAUCAGACCCUAGGUCUAGGUCCCUGGAGAAUCAAAUUAUGAGCAUCGUAUACAAUCCGUAUUGGGAAAGACUCUGGAUUAUCCAGGAGGUUGCACUGGCCCAAGAUCUAUGCCUUAUCUUCGGCGAAGCCCUACUAGGAAAGGACUACAUCUCUACAAUCUACAUGACCGCUCGCGACAACUCCAAACCAGGAUACCAUUCCUGGAUGACCAGACAAAAAGAUCCUAUGAUCGUCUACUCUGGAACGCACAUACUGGACCACCAUCCCAUGAUACAUAGUAGGUCGCGGACUCAGUAUUAUGAUGGUUCCAGAGAGUCUUUUCGUGAACUCAUCAAAUCGUUCCACAGCCAUCAUUGUACCGAUCCCCGAGAUUACGUCUUUGGUCUUGUUGGUCUCCUCGACCCUCCUCCACGGUUCCAGGUCGACUACUCGUCCAGUUGCGACAAUGUUGCGGCUCACGCACUGCACUAUCUACAAGAAGAAGAAGCAACGAACAAUCCCCAGUACCGCGUAGGCUUGGAUAUCACCGCCGCAGCUGCAUUACUACAAGCUCUGACUGUAACGUCCAGUACAUACUCGAAGUUCGAACAAGAGCUGUCCACCAGUAAAGCCGAAUGGUUGCAAGCAAGAGGGUUCAGGUUCUCUUUCAAGCGUUUCAUUGUGCUCUAUGCAGAGGACAGCAUCCGGAAUAUCGAGGUGUGCACCAAUACAGUUGAUCGGAACAGACCAGGAGCCUCGAGAGGAGACCUACAACAGUCACAAAGCCAAGCCUCGUGGCAGGUAAAGCUACUGAAUGGCUCUAUCAAGCAGUUCGUUCCAGUUCGAGACACGAAUGAGCUGCACGAGACUGACAAUGUUGUGGUUUUGUGCUGGCUUGCUCUGUCACCAGCUGUCGUUGCGCGCAAAAGCCUUCACAACAGCCACAAAAUCGAGAUCGCGCAUUUUAUAUGGCCGCACAUGACUACUCAGCCCGACGAUCAAGGACCAUGGACCGAGCUUGAGAUGCCGACGAGGGUUAAAUCUGCUCUACAACGAGAAAUCAAUGCUUGUGGCAUCGACUGGAACGACCUCUUCUCGGAGAAUCCGGCCAAUACUUUUGUGCAUCUUUCCACUCUCGAGGUCGUGUCUUUAUGCGAGAUGAUCAUUCCUGUAAACUUCCGGCGACCGUGA
Molecule: messenger RNA, 1674 nt
Organism: Cyphellophora europaea CBS 101466
Lineage: Eukaryota; Fungi; Ascomycota; Eurotiomycetes; Chaetothyriales; Cyphellophoraceae
Exons: 1
Coding region: 1-1674 (557 amino acids)
Source: RefSeq, a predicted model, not a curated record